Molecule: messenger RNA, 2180 nt
Organism: Meleagris gallopavo (turkey)
Lineage: Eukaryota; Metazoa; Chordata; Aves; Galliformes; Phasianidae
Source: RefSeq, a predicted model, not a curated record
UGAUGGGGGAGAGCCGGGCCGGGCCGAUACUGGGUCGCAGAGGGCACCAAACAGAAAGCAGUAAGUCGUAAAUUCAUGACAGAGGACGUUGUCUCCCUGCUCCCUUGUGCUGUAGCUUCUCGUGUGGCUUUUGCUGCUGCUGCUUUACUUCUGGGGAUCCACACCCAGUGGGGGUGCUACAUAUUGGCAUGCACCAUGUGUUGGGGUGUUGCUGUGUGCUGAAACUCUGCCUCGGGUAGACUACUUCCUUGGCAGGAUAUGGAGGAAAAAGCAACUUUGUAUUUGUGUAUGCUGCUGGAUUGCACCUAGAACAACUGAAAGAAGGCUGACUACACAGCAAUGCAGCCCACACUCCAGAACGACGAUCUGAACCUGGAAGCAGCUAUAGCAAGCAUCCGCCCCCAGCUAGUGGAGUUCCUCAGCCACCGUCCCGACUGGCUGCUCGCUGCCUCCCAGCACUUCCUCCCUAUGACUGUCCUCAGCAGCUUGGCAGGUGUCACUGACCACAGAGAAAAAGUCUCUGUGCUCCUCGACCUGCUGGAGAAGGCUGGCCAUGCCACCUGGAAUCAGUUUGCACAGUGCCUCUGCAUGGAGUGUGACCUGCCCCUGGAAAUGGAGAUACUGCUCAUGAGUUCUGCAGGAGAAGGUAACUCGUCUCAGAAGCAAGAAGUGCACACAGAUGCAAGUGACCAGUCCUCUGUGCCAAGAGGUAAGGCUGAAACAGACCCAUGAUGCUAUCAAUGGUCUUGGAAUGUAUUUGUUCUGCCUGUGGGCUGGACAAGACUACAAAUGUCCCACAUACUGGCUACGGCACUGGCAAGGUGAUCUUCACACAUUGUAACUUCAGGUUUGUUUUUUCUCUUGGUGCUUUCCAGAAAAACAUCUCCUGUUUCGUUUCUUUCCCUGCGUUUCAGAAUAGCCUUUUUGGCCCUGGCUCUGAUGAGGAACCCACUCAGUUUCUCUUUCCAGGGAAUCUCCCAUCCACCAUGCGAAACCCCCACUUUUUGCAGCUAUGCUUUGGUUGGCUCACUGAGAAGUGGAGGAAGUUGGUUUGGCUUUUAAAGAAUUAGCAGACAGACUAACCAGGAGUGGAUCCAGCAGAAAACAUUCUAGGAAUGCGGGAGUCUGAGCUUAAAAUAAUGCGUGGUAAUAAGUCUAGGGCUAUUUUCAGGGAUGAACUUUGGACUGUGGACUUCCAGCUAUACAGACUGUGAAAUGAGGGAUCCCUCCUCUUCCCCUAGAGCUCUGCAGUGGCAUCAUUUGACCUCAUUGCCUUUGGUGCAGUGUGAAAAUGCUGUUGGUUUGGGGCACCACUCAGCACUGUCUCUGGGUCCUCAUGUUACAGCUGCUAGAGGCUGCUAAAAUCUGAAUUGCUUCCUCAGUCUCCAGGUUUUCAGCCUCCAGAAAUGAAAGAGCAGCCCAGGCCCUCCCAGUGUGAGGAGUCCCACAGCAGAAGGAUACACAGAGGAUGUGAUUCUGACAUCCAGCUUGCUGAGUGUUUGCAGCAAAAGGAAUCAAUCCAGGUCAUCUGCUGAUUCAUGUUCAGGCUGAAAGCAGCCAUCAGUUUGCUGUGUCAUUCUGAGAUGUGUGAGGGAGGAAAACAAAGCAGUAGGAAAUGAGGCCUUGCAUUCUGCAGGCUGCAGCAUAGAGGAGUUCCUGAGCCAUCAGCCUGGCAGUGCAGAGAGCAAAGUGGAAACCUUGGGUCCUCUAGAGGUGCUUAAUAUUGCUGGCAGGGUGCUGGAUUGCCCAUUGGUAAAACACUGGCAGCAGCAGGAUCUUCUUGCAGAGCUGCCUGUGUUCCUUGCUGAGGUUUGCUCGGUGUCUUAUAACUUUUAUGUUUGCAAGCAGGCUUUUAGCACUGUGCUCCCUGAGCAGCAAACACAUCUUAGUCACUGGUGUUUUCUGUUCCUGCUCUCUUUCAGGUCCAUCACGCGGGCUUAUCCUGCUUUGGGUGGACUUGAAUCCUGAGGAGGAGCGGAGAAUAAUUCAAAGAAACUGGGCUGUGGGCUUUGCUACAGUGGGUAGCUGGGAUGUGUGGUCUCUCUAUGUGGUAUAAUCUCUUGUCUCAAGUUUGGCACUCUUCUUCCAUACACUCAGAACCACCUCCUCCAUGCCCUACUUAACUCUCCAGUGCUUGUUCAACUACACUGUGUGCAGACCCUUACCUUGAACUAUACAUU